GACUUCCCGCCUUGCCUCACGUCAGGGCGUGAGCCGGCCUCCCUCACGUCUCCCCGCCAAGGCGCAUGCGUCCCCUCGAUUCUCGCAGGGCUUCUGGGUCCUGUAGGGGCAGCGCCGCUUCCGGGAGCGGAGCCGCUGGCGCAGCCCGGCGCGCCCCAGCCCAGCCAUGAACCCCGCGGGGCUGUCGCUGCCCACCAUGGUGCCGGGCAGCUCGGCGCUGGGCCUGGCGGGCGGCGGCCCCGCGGCGCUGCUGAGCCGCCCGUUCAAGUGCGCCGAGUGCGGGCGCUCGUUCGCGCGGCUGCCGGAGCUGGAGCUGCACGAGAUGUCGCACGCGGCCGAGCGGCCGCACCGCUGCGCGCUCUGCGGCAAGGCCUUCGCGCAGGCCGCGGCGCUGGUGAAGCACCAGCGCGUGCACACCGGGGAGAAGCCCUACCCCUGCCCCAUGUGCGGCAAGACCUUCGCUCUGUCCUCGGGCCUCGUGCUGCACAAGCGCAUCCACACGGGUGAGCGCCCGCACGCCUGCCCGCUCUGCGGCAAGACCUUCAUCUCCUCCUCACACCUGGCCCUGCACCUGCGCUCGCACACGGGCGAGCGCAAGUACAAGUGCGGCGUGUGUGGGAAGCUCUUCCUGCAGUCCUCACACCUGGUGCGGCACAAGGCCAUCCACACCGGGGAGAAGCCUUUCAAGUGCGAGGACUGUGGCAAGCACUUUGGCCGGGCCUCGCACCUCAAGACCCACAAGCGCGUGCACACGGGCGAGCGGCCGUUCAAGUGCACGCAGUGCGAGAAGGCCUUCACACAGAAGGCGGGGCUCAUCCUGCACGUCCGCCUGCACACCGGGGAGCGGCCCUAUCGCUGCGACAAGUGCGGCAAGAACUUCCGCUCCUCUGCGCACCUUGUGUCGCACCAGCUGCUCGAGUCGGGGGAGAGGAAUUUUAAGUGCGCCACCUGCGGGAAGGCCUUCAAGCAGGCGUCUUCCCUCAAGCAACACCUGAAAACACACGAAGCGCGUGAGCCUCACAGCUGCUCUGUCUGCGGCCGGGCUUUCUCCAGGUCCUCCUAUCUCCAGCUGCACAUGAGAACCCACAGUGGGGAACGGCCCUACCACUGCUUGGUUUGCAACCGAACUUAUGCCAAAAUGUCCACCUUUGAGAAACACUGUAAAAAGCACCAGCAGGAGGAAGAAAGGCCUGGUAUGAGGCCCCGAGCCAUGACUACCAGGGCCAAAGCACUGGCUGAAAAGAAGAGGCAGGAACAGAAACAGCAGCACCAAGAGGAUAGCCCUGAGCAACCUCAUCAGCCUGAUGCCCAGCAGCAACGGGAGGAAGAGCAGUAAUGGUCACCAAAACGGAAACUGCUCGCUCCUCUUCCCAUCAAGGACGGGGAAGACUGAUUAAUUUAAUUUUUAUCUGCUCAAAGUGCCGUGUCGCACCAGUGUUAUUCCAGAGAACGUUGCCAAGUGGAAAUCUGCAGACUCAAGGUGCAAUGCAAACACUUUUCUCUGGCAUUACCAGAUAACUCUUAAGAAGGCUCUUGAUGCUCCGUACAAUCAGUGUUGUGUUCCAGAUUGUGUCCAUCCUUAUUUAUUUCGUUUUCAGUAGGUAGGAUGCCUCGUCAGGUAGAUUUCUAAGGCUUCUUAGUCAGCCAAACUGUGCUGUUAUGGGAGUUGAAAAAAGGAGCACUUCUUUACGUACAAGAAGUAAAUUAAGUUGAAAUCUCUUGAGUUUCCUGCUCUGUCAGCUGUCUUCUCCCAGCGACCGGAAAUCCAGGCUGUUCAGGAUACAGGAUCAACUCAGAAAU
This is a messenger RNA of Alligator mississippiensis (American alligator), 1800 nucleotides long. Its product is annotated as zinc finger protein 239-like. NCBI's taxonomy places the organism in Eukaryota, Metazoa, Chordata, Crocodylia, Alligatoridae. The coding region runs from base 167 to 1336 and encodes 389 amino acids. The record is from RefSeq and is a predicted model, not a curated record. The transcript has 2 exons.